Molecule: messenger RNA, 360 nt
Organism: Pantherophis guttatus
Lineage: Eukaryota; Metazoa; Chordata; Lepidosauria; Squamata; Colubridae
Source: RefSeq, a predicted model, not a curated record
AUAUAUAUAUACACGCACAACGCAUGUUGGCUUUUUCUUACCGUACAAGAAAACGAAGGCACCACAGGUCACUGCAACAACCUUGUGGAUAUUCAUUCAAUCAAAAAAAGGAACACGAUGGAGAGCUUUUAUAUUUUCCUACUACUAGCAGCGGGAUUGGCGUUGCCUUGUCUGACUGCAAGCCCAAAUACAUCAUUGCUCUAUCCUUAUGGGAAAACCCAAGGAGACUCAGAAAACCCAGUAGCUGAUGAUGGGAAUUCUCCAGAGAUCUCCAUCAAAAAGCCAUUCUCCUUCUACGGCAAGAAAUACAGCUCCCUUUUUGUAUGUAACACCUGCCAGAUAUAAACCUCGUAUUUUCUU